AGAAGCAGAUCUUUCAGAGUAGCAGCAGAUGGCAGCAGUGCUCAGUGUGAUUCUUAGAAGACCAACGCCAAUGUACAAUCUAAACGCCUACACAACGUCAGUCCGUAUGUUUCAGGUAAUUGUUUCUGGCACUUGCUUUAAAAGUACACAGUAUAGGAUAUAGCAUCAUCUAGUGGUGACAUGGAGUUACAAGUAGUUACAUGCUGUGGUAGAAUACUCCUGACUCUCUCCCACUUUUGUCUCAGAAGUUCGGUAUCAAAACUUUUUGACUUACAACUAACUAAUGUUUUGUUCACAGGGUAAAUCCGUAGAUAUGUAAAGCAGUGGGUGGUGGAGUCCAAUAUUUUGUCGUUUAUUUAAAAUACCGAGUCUUCCCGCUGGGUGGGAAAAGUCGUUAAGAUAGCCUGCUAAUGUUUACACCUUAAAUAAGUGAUGCUAAUCCUAACCUCAAUCUUUCACUUGUUUAACAGAUAUCCCCAAAAACUAAACCUUUAAUCUUAAAAACGUUUUUUUUAAAUAACCUCACAUGGUCAGAUUCUUGUCAUAGUGAUGUGGUGUGUUAGUGAUUUUAUUUUUAAAAUUAAUAAUUAAAUGUAUUUGUGUUUAAUAACCAUUAACACAGUCCCUGCUCUCGAUGUACUGUACUUCAGUAUUACAGUACAUCGCCUUCAUUAAACGCUGCGCUUGAAGAGCGCAUCAUGACUGACGUCUCUCUCAGCCAAUCAGAGAGCAGAACUUAGUCACUUCCAGGUGGGUCUGAGCUGAGGUUAGAUUGUGCUGAGCAUCAGCUUUGAGCCUCCGUGUCCUCUCACCGUUACGUUCCCCAGUCAGGGAGCAGGUGCAGGUUGGCUACGGCGGAGCUAUGGCCGUUAUCGAGAACGUUUGAAAGAAAACAACACGCCAGUCCAUGGAGACGUUUGGUUCUGUCCGGUUUACUGCAGCCCAGCCGGGGACACAUGGUUUGGAGGAGUCCAGACAGCAGGUACCAUGAGGCGGACUGUGCAGAAAUGGACUGAGAGAGGGCUUUGACUAGGGUCAGUGUCGGUGCUGUGGUCUGUGCUGCCUCAUGUCGUCUGCUCAUGUUCAACACGUCGUCUGAAAGUGAGGACGACGACGAUGCUGCUGUCGCUGGCAGAGGUCACCGGUUCAACUCCGUAAUUCAGGAUGACGUCCUGUUGUCAACCCUGCCGACUUUCUCAGGCUUUGUCCAGAGGUCAGACGCCUCAUCAGCAGCCUGUGUCGUAUUAACCGCUGGCUGCGACCUUACCCUUUAGGCUUCCCGGCUGAUAUCCCGGUGAGGUGAUGCGGCGGUUUGUCUACUGUAAGGUGGUGUUAACCACCUCGCUAGUCUGGGUGUUGGUGGACGUAUUCCUUCUCCUUUACUUCAGCGAGUGUAAUAAGUGUGAUGACAGGAAGGACCGCUCGUUACUUCCUGCCCUUCGAGCGGUGAUAUCUCGCAGUCACGAAGGUCCAGGGGAGAUGGGCAAGGCAGUGAACAUCCCCAAGGAUGAGCACGAUAAGAUGAAGGAGCUCUUCAAGAUUAACCAGUUCAAUCUGAUGGCCAGCGACAUGAUUGCGCUCAACAGGAGUCUUCCCGACGUGAGGCUGGACGGCUGUAAGACCAAGGUGUACCCAGACGACCUGCCCAACACCAGCAUCGUCAUCGUGUUUCACAACGAAGCCUGGAGCACCCUGCUGCGGACCGUGCACAGCGUCAUCAACCGCUCCCCCAGAAUCCUGCUUGUGGAGAUUGUGCUCGUCGAUGAUGCAAGUGAACGAGAAUUCCUGAAGAAGAAGCUGGAGAACUAUGUGCGGACCCUCGAGGUUCCAGUGAGGAUCCUGAGAAUGGAGCAGCGCUCUGGUCUCAUCAGAGCCAGGUUGAGGGGGGCGGCCGCGACUAAAGGUCAGGUCAUCACCUUCCUGGAUGCUCACUGUGAAUGCACUGUGGGCUGGCUGGAGCCCCUGCUGUCCAGGAUCAAAGAAGACAGGACGGCGGUGGUUUGUCCUAUCAUCGAUGUCAUCAGCGACGAGACGUUUGAAUACAUGGCAGGCUCAGAUAUGACAUACGGCGGAUUCAACUGGAAACUCAAUUUCCGCUGGUACCCUGUUCCUCAGCGGGAGAUGGACCGACGCAAAGGGGACAGAACUCUCCCUGUCAGAACCCCCACCAUGGCGGGGGGCCUGUUCUCAAUAGACAAAACCUAUUUUGAAGAAAUAGGCAGCUAUGAUCCAGGGAUGGAUAUCUGGGGUGGAGAGAAUCUGGAAAUGUCUUUCAGGAUUUGGCAGUGCGGUGGCUCCUUGGAAAUUGUGACCUGCUCUCACGUGGGUCACGUCUUCAGGAAGGCCACUCCAUACAGUUUCCCCGGAGGAACGGGCCAAGUCAUCAACAAGAACAACAGACGUCUGGCUGAAGUCUGGAUGGAUGAUUUUAAGGAUUUCUUCUAUAUUAUCUCUCCAGGAGUGAUGCGGGUUGACUACGGCGACGUUUCUUCACGUAAGGCCUUCCGCGAGGCCUUGAAGUGCAAACCUUUCUCCUGGUAUUUGGAGAACGUCUACCCUGAUUCCCAGAUUCCAAGGAGAUACUACUCCCUCGGUGAAAUCAGAAACGUGGAGACCAAUCAGUGUGUGGACAACAUGGGGAGAAAAGAGAACGAGAGAGUCGGCUUUUUUAACUGUCAUGGUAUGGGCGGAAACCAGGUUUUCUCCUACACCGCAGAUAAAGAAAUUAGAACAGAUGACCUCUGUCUGGACGUCUCCCGCCUCAACGGACCCGUGGUCAUGCUCAAGUGUCACCACAUGAAGGGGAACCAGAUGUUUGAGUACGAUGCUGAGAAACUCACUCUGCUUCACGUGAACAGCAACCAGUGUUUGGACAUGCCAUCUGAGGAGGACAAGAUGGUCCCCACGCUCAGAGACUGCAACGGCAGCCGCUCCCAGCAGUGGCUUUUACGAAACAUGACUCUUAACGUCUGAUGACCUCACCUCCACAUCUGCUGCAUCAUUUGAACCCUGUCUUUUUCACCGCUCCUGGUUCUCCUCACCCUCAGCAGGUGGCUCUUAACCAACACACACACACACACACACACACACACACACACAUGCAUCGUAUUCCUUCUCCCGUUGCAGCCUGGCUAAUCAAUAUGAACCAUCCAGGCAGAACAGCUUAUCGUCCAUUAUGGAGGCGUCUCUUCUUUGCAGCCAACCACCAGCCUUGGAGAGCAGCUGCACCUGACGUUCAGGCGACAGGACGACGCUGCACUUUACCCUGAUCCAAACCAGGCGGAGGGAAGGAUGUGUGUGAGGUUUGUGCGUGGAGAACAUCGAUGUCAUUUCCUUUGGCUUGUUAGCAGUUAGCUGUGGCUCCACUCAUCUGCUCAGACCUGCUUCUCAGCAGCUGGACUAAUGAUGAAACAGAGGAGCAUCUGUAACAUAAAUGUUGUACAGGCUUCACCCUGAGCUGGAAUCACUGCUGUGGGUACAAUCAUGAAGAGAGAGAGAGCGACAAGGCUGCAAAGCUGCUGCCUUCUCCUUCCAUGUCGGUGUGUGGGCUCCACACAAACGUGAUGCUAAUGAAACCAGAGUGUAGAGGAGCUACAGUAUAAACCACAUUACCUGCAGUUGGAGUUUUUUUUUUUUUAUUAUUAUUUUUCAAGGUCACAUUUUGUGCUGUCAGUGGAGAAAAAUAACAAGAAAUUUGGUGCAGUAAGCAACGAUGUGUUCUACUGCUGUGAACGCUCUGCUGCUUCUGGUACAGACUCCGCUUUACGCCUUAAAACCUCAUCACGUGUUAUGCAAAAUUAAACGAUUCCCUGCAUCACACCUACAACUAUUGUCCUAAAUAACUGAUGAUUCUAGUGUUUGUACAGGUGAAUCUGAGGGGACACUGUUCCAAGCCUUUCUACAUAUAGAUGAACUAACACAAACUUUAAAAGUUCAGGUGUCCAUUUGUUCAGCCCGGUGAUGACAAUCUGUGACAGCUUUUUGCUUUCAGAUUUUACAGAAGGGGACUGAGUGUUUGGCUCUGGUACGUUUUGCUGCUUGCAUAUCCUAACAACCCAUCUGCGCCGCAGCUAAGGUUUGGACAAAGGCUUCAGAACAGGUACAGAAAGAAAACUGUACAAACACUAGUUUUAUACUGUAUUUUCCCAUUAACUGUUCAACAUGGUGGUAAUGUUGACUUGUAUUUGUAAUCAUAUUGUAAGGACAUUAAAAUCUGCUUUUUAAUUGCAGGUUUUUUUCAGUCCUGUUGUCAACUGUUAAAACAGUUACAGCUUCUUCUCUAAAUUUCCUUAUUUAAAAACUACAUUUUUCACUGAACCAAGGGAAUAAAAUUACAGAUUAGUCAUAUAUAUUCUAAUUUGGGGAAUGAAUCCAAUUGAAAUUGCCAUGCUGGGCCUUGCCUGCAUUUGAUUCGUGCUUCUUUGGCUGGUCCAACCCCCCACCCCACCCCCCAUUUUGAGAACCAGGGCCUCAAAGGAUUUUAUUUAUUUUUUGUUACAUCUGAGCCUUGAUUAAAAACACUAGAGGAAACUGAGUCUGUGCUGGACCAAAUAUUCCAUCUUUUCUACAGCAGAUCUCUGUAACCGCCAAGAAACCACACUUCCUGUAGACGAUGAGCCAUUGAUUAACCUUCUAAUUUUUUUCAUAAACAAAUGUACACGUUAUAACAGUGCAGACUGCACUUUAAGCCGCUGGGCGGGCUUGACUGUUUGUGCUUCAAGGACACACGACGCGCUUCGGUGUUACUGAUGGAGAAUGUCCUAAUUUUUAUAAACUACUAUCAUUAAGCGCAGCAUUAUCUAGACACUUAGGAAAUUUCCGACCGUUGGCUUCUGACAUCAUUAAAUAUUUUGUUGAAUGUAGAUGUUUACAGAAUUUGUCAGGUUCUCGGCAGCGUGGCUCAACUCUCCAAUCACAAAUGUGCAGACUCCGGUUUUUAAUGAUGCCACCGGAGCAGAAUGUUAUCUUAAUUGCUUUGCAGUGGAGGGAAAUGAAAAUACAUCUUCGUACGUCUUCAUAACGUAAGGUAUGAUUAAAUUUUGUACAUUUCUUGCAUUAUUGUUUUAAAACCCUAAUGUCCCCAGGACCACAUUAAUUCAGCGUUGACCAAAUACAUGCAGUAGUCACAAACUGCAGUAUGUUACGUUAAAGAGAAAGUAGAGAAAUGUGUAAUGAGAUUUUUAAGAUAACAUGGGAGAUUAAAAAAAAAAAGGUGCAGCUAAAGUCUUUUUUUCUCCCAUGUUUACUACCUGUAUUUUUCAUCAUGUUCUGUAGAAGUGAUAAAACACAGUAGAUACUGUUUGUUGCUUUAUUCAAACAGGGCAGUGGAAGAAAUGAAACUGUGGCUGCAGCAAAGAAUGUCAGACAUAAUGAACACCCAGCUCUGAGUAUGUAAUUGAUUUAGAAAGAGCUUUCUUUCACUGAUAUCGCCCGUGCACUCAAGUACCAUCGACUGCACAGUGUUAUCAUAACAGCAUAUUAACUAAAAACACUUUUAUCAUCUUCAAGCAGAUUCAGAGCUCUGGUUUCGAGGCAUCGACUCGCUGCUUUUUUUAUUUUUUUAUUUAAACAUCUGUACAAAUUACAGUAUGAUGUCUCCGAAGAAUUGCUCGUGCCUUUAGAAGGUUGUUUGUCAUUUUGGUUUAUUAGUGUUUAGACGAUUAAAUCCCUCUGGUGUUGGUAAAGUAGAAGAAUGUUUAGACGGUUUUAAUUUGAUAUUACAUUCGAAACUUGAUCAAAAAUCUUGCUGUUUGGCUGUUAAAUGUGUUUAUGUGGAUUUUUCCCCCUCAUCAGCCUAACAAAUAUUAGUAGUACCUACAUUGCAAAAGCGCCUGUGUAUAAAAUAUGAGAGUAAAUAUCUGAUUUAAAACCUGGAGCUGUGAAAGUAGCAACAACGUGCUACAAAAGUUAAGUCCACAUAAGGUCAGGUCUUUGAUAGUACUAGAUACUGUGAUACUAAAAGACGUUAAAAUACAACUUGUAUAAAGAAGUACCCCACAUUUUGAUAAGGUUUCUUUCAAAAAUGUACACUUUUGCGGCGUCACUUUUGCAACCUGCUAGCAUCGCUCAUACCUUACAUACGGUACAGUACAGUACAGUACAUGUCAUCGACCAGGCUACAAAUAGUGAUAGAUGAUGAUGUCGUUAUGUUUGUUCUUGUUCUUGUACAUACAGAACCAGUUAUUUUUUUAAAACGCUGUAAAACUUGAACACUCCACAGAGAGAAAAAAGAUAUCUAGUGUUGGAGAAAAAAAAUAUUUAUGCAGAUUUAGAAUGAUAAAAAAAAUAGCGCUUGCUUUGUUUUGUUUUUUUGUUUUUUUAUUGCGUGGUAUUUUGGAAUCACCAUUGGUCCCACGAAGCCAAUUCUCAGACUACCUACAGGACCUAAGGCGAGCGUACACAGGGGAACAUUUAAUGGUGAAAUACUAUCAAUGCUGCUUGAAUACUGAGUCGUUGCCAAGUGCCUGCUUGGCAUUCAGAGUCAAAUUCAAUCACCUCUUUUCGCACACAUUUAUUGUUUUUCAUUAUCUUAAAGUGCAUGGUGUUUGAAGAAAUUGUUAUGUUUCAAUGUACUGUCCGUAAAGUGAUAGUGUUAUCUGUUUGUACACUUUGCCUUUUUUGUAGAAAAUAAAUAAAAAAAAUUAGAUUAAGCAACACAGCAUUUGCAUUAAUUCCAUGGUAAAAGGCCUCGCGUCGACGCAUCAAUU
Messenger RNA from Cynoglossus semilaevis (tongue sole), 6707 nucleotides. RefSeq names its product polypeptide N-acetylgalactosaminyltransferase 13 (gene galnt13). Gene Ontology annotation, molecular function: polypeptide N-acetylgalactosaminyltransferase activity. Gene Ontology annotation, biological process: protein O-linked glycosylation. Lineage: Eukaryota; Metazoa; Chordata; Actinopteri; Pleuronectiformes; Cynoglossidae. Gene Ontology annotation, cellular component: Golgi apparatus. The coding region runs from base 1303 to 2973 and encodes 556 amino acids. The transcript is spliced from 12 exons. The record is from RefSeq and is a predicted model, not a curated record.